Molecule: messenger RNA, 2583 nt
Organism: Elgaria multicarinata webbii
Lineage: Eukaryota; Metazoa; Chordata; Lepidosauria; Squamata; Anguidae
Gene: AP1G2
Product: adaptor related protein complex 1 subunit gamma 2
Exons: 22
Coding region: 21-2399 (792 amino acids)
Biological process (GO): intracellular protein transport; Golgi to vacuole transport
Cellular component (GO): membrane coat; Golgi apparatus; AP-1 adaptor complex
Molecular function (GO): clathrin-cargo adaptor activity
Source: RefSeq, a predicted model, not a curated record
CGACUCUGCUCAAUUUAAGGAUGCCGGAAGCACCCCUGUCGUUACCCGUCCUGAUUCGGACCAUCCGGAACGCACAGACCCAGGCGGAGGAACGGGAACUGGUCCAGCGAGAAAGCGCCAAGAUCCGGGGAGCUUUCCGUGGAGACGAAUCCGACACCCGGGCUUCCAAUUUGGCCAAGUUGCUCUAUAUUCACAUGCUGGGCUAUCCUGCUCACUUUGGACAGAUGGAAUGCCUGAAGCUCAUCGCCUCCCACCGAUUCCACGAAAAGCGGAUCGGCUACCUUGGCGCUGCGCUCCUAUUGGAUGAGAAGCAGGACACUCACCUUCUGUUGACCAAUAGCCUCAAGAACGACCUCCUGCAUCCCAGUGCCUGGGUGCAGGGCUUAGCACUGAGCACCCUCGGUUCCCUGGGCUCUGCGGCGAUGCUCCGGGACUUGGCUGGGGAGGUGGAACAGCUGGCCAGGGUGGGGCAGCCCUCCGUGCGAAGGAAGGCCAUUAUCUGUGCGGUACACCUCGUCCGAAAGGUGCCGGACCUCACGGACGCCUUCACCCCCCUCGGCGAGCAGCUCUUGACCGAACAAAUUCACGGCAUUUUGCACGGCACCGUCAUGUUAAUCGCGGAGAUGUGCGAGCAAAGUCCCCAAGCCUUGGAACACUUCUGCAAGUUUGUGCCCCGGUUGGUAGGGGUGCUGCGUAACCUGGUGGUAGCUGGGUAUUCUCCGGAUCACAGUAUCUCUGGAAUCAGCGACCCUUUUCUGCAGGUACAGAUCCUGCGACUGCUGAGGAUUCUGGGACGAGACAAUGAAGACACCAGCGAGGCCAUGAACGACUCCUUGGCCCAGGUGGCCACCAACACAGAGACCACACGGAACGUGGGUAACGCCAUCUUGUACGAGACGGUUCUGACCAUCAUGGGCGUACAGUCCACCAGCGGAUUGCGGGUUCUCGCUAUAAAUAUUCUAGGACGCUUUCUCCUUAACAAGGAUCGGAAUAUCAGGUACGUGGCUCUAACAUCUCUACAGAAAUUGUUGCAAGCGGAGAACAGCGCUGUCCAGAGGCACCGAUCCACCGUCCUCACGUGCCUGGCCGAUCUGGACCCAACGGUGAAGAGGCGCGCCCUGCAGCUUAGCCUGGCUCUGGUGAACAGCAGCAACGUGAGGACAACCGUUAAGGAACUGCUGGUGUUCCUUGACACCUGUGCCCCAGACCUGAAGUCGGACUGCGCUUCCGGAAUAUUCCUAGCCACUGAGAAGUUUGCGCCCAACAAGCGUUGGCACAUAGACACCAUCUUCCAAGUUCUGACCAUGGCUGGUUCGUACGUGCGUGACGACGCAGUGCCCAAUCUCAUCCACCUGAUCGGUGGUGCAAAGGAGCUUCACGGUUAUGCUGUGCAGGAGCUGUACAACGCAGUGGCCCAAGAUAUCUCUCAGCAACCCUUGGUUCAAGUAGCCACCUGGUGCAUUGGUGAAUAUGGCAACCUCUUACUGGACGGGAGCUGCGACGAGGUGGAGCUUAAGCAGGUGGACCCAGAGGAGAUGCUGUCCCUGUUGGAGCGGGUGCUCCAGUCACACCUGUCCCUGCCGGGAACCAGGGCCUAUGCCCUCACCGCGCUCAUGAAGCUUGGGACCCGUCUCCAGGACAACGCCGUCAACCGGAUCCGGAGUUUAGUUUCCAUUUAUUGCAGCUGCCAUGACAUUGAACUACAGCAGCGGGCGGUGGAGUUCAAUGCCCUUUUCCGGAAGUAUGACCACCUCAGAGCGUCCAUUCUGGAGAAGAUGCCCUUGGUGGACAGAAGUGUCUACAGCGAGGAAGGAAGUGAAAAAGAAACUAAGGGAAGAGAGGACGUUGCCCUUAAGGUCCUGGAGGUGGCGCCAUCCAGCCAUCCUAAGCAGCGGGAGGAAACGAACCAGGUCUCUGAUCUCUUGGAUCUCCUUGGGGGACCCAUAGAUUCCUCUCCAGAGCAGCCCAGCACGGUCGCCCCAGUAAUGGGAUCCUUCCUUGAUUUGCUGGGGGAUCUAAAAACCCCAGCCACCACCUCCUCCAGCAUGGCGGUGUACGAACGAGACGGCCUGCUUAUCGAAUUCUCCAUGGAGCGCCCCCCACUGGAACCCACCUUGCUGCUGAUCACGGCCACAGUCUCCAACCGCACCUCAGACGAAAUCCCUGCGUUUUCUUUGCAAGUGGCUGUUCCCAAGUCUUUCCAGGUAGAGCUCCUGGCCCCCAGCAGCUCGACAGUCCCAGGCCAGGGUGGGCCUCCCAUCACUCAACACAUUCGAGUGUUGAACCCAAGGAAGCUCCCGCUCCGGAUGAGGCUACGGCUCGCCUACACCCUACCUUCGGGGGUUCCGGUACAGCAGAUUGAGGAAAUCAACUCAUUCCCAGAGAGUGCCUGGAAAUGAACAGUGUGUAACAGACUUGCACCUUACUUGCACUAGGGGUUCCUCCACAACGCUCUCUCUCCAAAUCCAAAAGAAGACCCAUUUUAUUUUAAUUUUCGCAGUUGCAAGAGCUAACCACCAGGUGGUGACUUUAUUCCAUCUGGAUCCCCCUAUUGGUACACGAACGCACAUGCACCCGGCACUG